Phaeoacremonium minimum UCRPA7 is the source of this 561-nucleotide messenger RNA. Its product is annotated as putative cfem-domain-containing protein. The record is from RefSeq and is a predicted model, not a curated record. The transcript has 2 exons. Bases 1 to 561 code for a protein of 186 amino acids. Lineage: Eukaryota; Fungi; Ascomycota; Sordariomycetes; Togniniales; Togniniaceae.
AUGAAGUACGCUUUCGCUGGUCUGGCCAUCGUUGCCCUCGCCUCUGCUCAGUCCCUCUCCGACAUCCCGUCCUGCGCUCUGCCCUGUAUCCAGGAUGCUGUCACCUCCAGCACUUCCUGCGAUGUCUCUGACUUCGCCUGUGUCUGCGAAAACCAGUCCACCCUGACCGGUGCUGCUACUCCUUGCGUUAUCGAGAAGUGCGGUGCUGAUGUCGGUGUCAACGAGGUUCUUCCCGCUGUACAGAAGUUCUGCGCUGAGGUUGAGGCUGGCGGCUCCGGCAGCACCAGCUCCGCGGCUGCUCCGGCCUCGACCUCCACCUCCGAGGCCGUUGUCCCCACCACCACUGCCUCUGCUUCCUCGUACCCUACCACUACCGAGGAGGCUGUUACCACCACCACCAUCUGCCCCUCCUCCACUUUCGCCACCGCCUCUGCUUCCGGCAACGGCACUGUCAGCACUGCCUACCCUACCUCCACCUUCGUCACCGCUGGUGCUGCUCACAUCGCCGGCCCCGUCGGUGGCAUUGCUGCUCUUCUCCUCGGUGCCCUGGCUGCCUUUUAA